CCGGUAACAAACAAACCAACACGCGCCUAUCUUAUAACAAAAAUAAUAAAAAUUACGCGAAAAAUGUGAUUAUAAACAUAGCUUUAGCGCGUAACGACGCCAGAGAAAAUGUUGUUGAACGAAAGUGAAAACGAACGUGUUGUUUAAAGACGCUUACUUCCGAUAACAAACUUCCAGAGUAUACACGUCCGCCACAGAUUAUACAUACAGCCAUUGAAAAAUAUUUACACAAAAAGUAUUUAAUGAAAAAUUCACAUAAAGGAAUAAAAACGGUACAAUAUAUAUACAUAUAAUUUCGUGUAUAAAAAACUAAGUGAAGUCAUGUGUACAAUAUUGUGAGUGUAAGUGCGUGUUUUCGACGUGAUGGCGGGAAUAAUUAAUUUCAAAAUACGAAGAAGAUUCGUUUUUAUUUUUUCUCUAAUCGCCCUGGAUGUUAUGUGUUCGGAAAUUGAGAACGACGUGUUGACGCUACAAGACGAUUUUGAGAUGGAGGCGUCUGAUAGACGGAGACCUACGAAUGGGCAGGAAAAAGAGAUAUUGUUAUUGGACGCGCUUGGAAGAAGAAAAGGGCCUUAUCAGAGUCAGUAUACUUCAUCACAGGAGGACGAUUCCAUAAUGGAUUUAUUAGGAAAAAUGAUACCACAAACCUGUCGUUAUAGAGGCGCAAGGUACGCCUGCGCCCUCAGCAUCUCGUGCGUGCUGGGUGGUGGGAAACCGUUGGAUCUGUGCUCCGGGGGCAUGAUCUGGUCCUGCUGUGUGGACAAGGAGACGACAGAACGUCCAACGGAAGUGGCGCCACCUGUACACAACGCCAGUGACCUUAUAGAAUUGAUCGGGACAUUCCCACACGAGACCUUCGACUACCAAACAAACACACAAUUCGAAGAUCCCAUCAUCAUUUACACGGAAACAAACCGCCCAAAACCGUACAAACCCACAGACCGGCCGCAACCGGCGCAAAACGGUAUGAACCGGCCGAAACCGGUUUGGGGCACAGACUACAAUCACUACUACCACGUAAAACCCUCGUACCACGAGAGCACAACACACACAGACGACUUUUACACGGAGAGUGUAGGUGAUAGACCUGGUAAUGAUGAUUAUGUGCCAGUGCACAGCGUUCAAAAGCCAAUGAGGCCUAGCUAUCCCGGCUGCGGUGAACACUACACCCGGUCAAACCGGAUAGUCGGUGGGCACUCGACCGGUUUCGGUUCUCAUCCUUGGCAAGCCGCCCUCAUCAAGUCCGGUUUCCUCAGUAAGAAGCUGGCCUGUGGAGGAGCCCUCAUAUCUGAUCGAUGGGUGAUCACUGCUGCUCAUUGUGUAGCCACUACUCCUAAUUCACAACUGCGGGUCCGUCUCGGGGAGUGGGACGUCCGUGAUGCUGGGGAGAGAUACUCGCACGAGGAGUUUGCUGUCCAGCGCAAGGAAGUCCAUCCGUCAUACGAACCCUCGGACUUCAGGAAUGACGUGGCCUUAGUGCAGUUGGAGAGGGGUGUGGUGUUCAAGCAACAUAUACUGCCGGUAUGUCUACCACAAAAGCAAAUGAAGUUAGCCGGCAAAAUGGCGACCGUAGCUGGCUGGGGGCGGACAAGACACGGACAGAGCACAGUCCCAUCGGUGCUGCAGGAGGUGGAUGUAGAGGUUAUCCCCAACGAGCGCUGUCAGCGUUGGUUCCGAGCUGCCGGGAGACGAGAAACGAUUCAUGACGUGUUCCUCUGCGCCGGCUACAAAGAGGGUGGUAGAGAUUCCUGUCAGGGCGACAGCGGAGGCCCGCUGACCUUGAAAUACGAGGGGCGAAGCACCCUCAUAGGUCUCGUGUCGUGGGGCAUAGGCUGCGGCAGGGAACACCUGCCGGGUGUCUACACUAACAUACAGAAAUUCGUCCCUUGGAUCGACAAGCUAAUCAACUCUUAGACAUUGAUUAGUUUAGAUAGAUUUAAAAAAAAUUAUACUACCUUUAUGUUAAAGUUAAAGUUACCGAACAAUUUAUUGAACCGAUUAAAUUUUAUGUUCAGUGAAUAGUAUCAGCGGGUUCGUUGUGACGGCCGGUGUCCGAACCCGCUGCUUCCCAGCUCAGUACUCGACGCGCCUUACUCGCGUGUAGUUCUUCUUACGAUUCUCAUUUGAAUCAAAAUAAAAUUAUUUGGCUAAAUUCUUUUUAAUACACAUUAAUUGUCAUCAUAUGUAAAUCUUUUGAUUGACGUGCAAAUUUUUAUUACAAAAAUUAUGACACGAUGUUUUUUUUUUUUUGCAAAUAGACACGGAUUUCAUUUUUAAAUUGUUAUAAAGUGUUAUAUGAAACAAAUGGACUUAUCAUUUUUGUUAUAUUUAAAUAUUUGUAUCAAGUAAAAGAAAUUAUAAUAAUUAUAUAUUUAUACGAUUGC
Danaus plexippus (monarch butterfly) is the source of this 2384-nucleotide messenger RNA. Its product is annotated as serine proteinase stubble-like. The transcript is spliced from 9 exons. Lineage: Eukaryota; Metazoa; Arthropoda; Insecta; Lepidoptera; Nymphalidae. Gene Ontology annotation, biological process: proteolysis. The record is from RefSeq and is a predicted model, not a curated record. Bases 364 to 1914 code for a protein of 516 amino acids. Gene Ontology annotation, molecular function: serine-type endopeptidase activity.